CUAGAAACUAUUUUCUGUGCAUAUUUACAGUAUUUGUAAAUAGGGGAACAUUGUAUGAAUUGCAUUUUGCCUUCUUCAAUGAAGCUGCUUGUGAGACAGUGGGUCGCUGUUGUUGCGGUGCCUGACUGCCUCACCUUCCCCCAUCCGCGAGACCAGUGCACAACUGUGUACAUCAUUUUAGCGUAAUGGCAAAUGAAUCUUUUGGAAAUGAGGGAGGUACCGGUUCGAGAAACUCAAGAAAUACAAAUUUCACAUCAUCUGUGGAUCUCAGCACGUCCUUAGAUUCAAGUGUUCAGACUCGAAUAUUUAAAAUAAUUGUAAUCGGGGAUUCAAAUGUAGGGAAGACCUGCUUAACCUUCCGCUUCACCGGGGGAAGCUUUCCCGAGAAGACGGAGGCGACAAUCGGUGUGGAUUUCAGGGAGAAAGCAGUGGAAAUAGAGGGCGAAAAAAUUAAGGUUCAGGUGUGGGACACUGCAGGACAGGAGCGCUUCAGAAAGAGCAUGGUAGAACACUACUACCGCAAUGUGCACGCUGUCGUUUUCGUUUACGACGUCACCAAGAUGGCCUCAUUCCAGAACCUGAAGACGUGGAUCCAGGAGUGCAACGGGCACCGUGUCUCACCCACUGUGCCUCGGGUACUGGUGGGUAACAAGUGUGACCUGGUUAGUCAUAUCCAAGUACCCUCCAACACUGCCCUCAAGUUUGCAGAUGCCCACAACAUGCUGCUGUUUGAGACCUCAGCGAAGGACCCCAAGGAGAGCCAAAAUGUGGACUCCAUUUUCAUGUGCCUGGCAUGUCGGCUGAAAGCCCAGAAGUCCCUGCUGUACAGGGAUGUUGAGAGGGAGGAUGGAAGGGUUAGGCUUUCACAAGAGACAGAUGUUAAUAAGAGUAACUGCCCUUGUUGAGGCUCCUCCACUCUGCAAUGAUUCCUUAUCUCCUUUUAAUACUGCUGUGACUUGAAUUGAACAAUUUAACAUAAACAACAAAAGGCGAAGAUACUGUUCUAAUGUUAACAUUUCUUGAAAGAAUGUGCCUGCAGUUAUUUCAGUUUUUCUUCUUAAAAAUUAUAAUAGUGUUUUGCUGUCUGUCUGUCUGUCUGUCUGUCUGUCUGUCUGUCUGUCUGUCUGUCUGUCUGUCUGUCUGUCUGUCUGUCUGUCUGUCUGUCUGACCCUCUCUUGUUUUACUCUCUUUCUUUGAUAUGUUAUCAUUAUCACAUUCUGUAAUAAUGGCCUUAAGUCAAGAGAGGUCAUCCUGUGGUGUUUGUAAAGUAUGUUAAUUUAUUUUAUAUUUGAGUUGUACAUGUCUGUACAUGACUGCUGUCGGUAUUAUCAUGUAUGUACAUGUCUGCUGUCAGUAUUACUGUUUCAUGCAAUAUACUCGUGUGUAACAUGAUUGUCACAAUCUCACAAAGGGACUUUCAUAAAGACUAUUUGGGCUUCACACUGACGUACUGUAUAUGUGCUGCAAUCGUUUUACAUUUGUUGAGUAUAUUGUUUGUUUUUUAACUAUAUUUUAAAACAUAUCCACUAAUAAUCCUUCAGAUUGAAUUGUCAUAACCAUAAUGCAGAGGAUGGGGAGGCAACGAUGCUAGUUAGCCCAAUACCCUUCCCCCGCCCCACCAGGGGUUUCUCUGGCUUCAGGUCUGCUAUUUCUGCUUUCUGUUUUCUCUCCAUUGAUCAUCAUCAUAUUUCUGAUCGUCAACAAAACAUCCAAUUUGUGACCGUCUCCUGUCUUUGCCUCAAAAUUAAAUAUUC
This is a messenger RNA of Oncorhynchus nerka (sockeye salmon), 1754 nucleotides long. It is a transcript of the gene rab33a, whose product is annotated as RAB33A, member RAS oncogene family. Gene Ontology annotation, molecular function: GTP binding; GTPase activity. The transcript is spliced from 2 exons. The coding region runs from base 186 to 905 and encodes 239 amino acids. NCBI's taxonomy places the organism in Eukaryota, Metazoa, Chordata, Actinopteri, Salmoniformes, Salmonidae. The record is from RefSeq and is a predicted model, not a curated record. Gene Ontology annotation, biological process: Rab protein signal transduction.